AUGAAACUUUGCAGUUUUCUUAUGAACAUGAUAAAUGAGAGGGUUCAAGUUGAACUGAAAGAUGGAACCGUGAUUAUAGGUGACAUAAUAUCAGUGGCACCUUCGAUGAAUAUGAAUCUCAAAAACGUUCGGAUGACAUUGAAGGAUCGAAAUCCGAAAGAACUCGAGUUUGUUAAUAUAAGAGGAAAUCAAGUGAGAUUGGUAAUUCUACCAGACGAACUUGAUGUUGACCGUGUUUUGGCAAAAUCAAUCAGUCAGCCAAAGGUUAAUCCGUCAACGGAACGUCCAUCAGCGGUGAAGGAAAGGAAUACAACUAAAUCUAGAAGAGGUCAGCACUCAUUUUAA
Molecule: messenger RNA, 345 nt
Organism: Brettanomyces bruxellensis
Lineage: Eukaryota; Fungi; Ascomycota; Pichiomycetes; Pichiales; Pichiaceae
Exons: 1
Coding region: 1-345 (114 amino acids)
Biological process (GO): spliceosomal snRNP assembly; RNA processing
Cellular component (GO): SMN-Sm protein complex; precatalytic spliceosome; pICln-Sm protein complex
Molecular function (GO): RNA binding
Source: RefSeq, a predicted model, not a curated record